Molecule: messenger RNA, 2406 nt
Organism: Lymnaea stagnalis (great pond snail)
Lineage: Eukaryota; Metazoa; Mollusca; Gastropoda; Lymnaeidae
Source: the annotation of a GenBank genome assembly
UGUCCAAGACAAAGUGGCUGGCGAGAUCCAAACAUUUCUUUAUCUUGUAGCCGACCAAAAAAUAAUAUUGGUCACAAAGAUCUUCAAGAUAAUCGAUGUAAUAUUAAGUACAAAGGAACAUCUCAGAUUUAUUAACUGUUCAACACGGCGAAAGGUAAGUAAAUACGUAAUGACAUUACAUUAGACACUGUCGAUUGAUGGCAGUGUUGUAACCUUAAAUGUCGGUAGAUGAUUACAUUGCUUUAUAUAUAUAUAUAUAUAUGAAAUGGCGGUAGAUGAUUUAUUCAGUGUUAAUUUUUUAGGGUUUCCAAUUUUGAAAUCCUUUACAAAUCUCUUUAUAUGUUAUAUGUACCAGAUUUGUCUCAAUGUUUCCUCUCAGCUUGAUAUUUCAAAUCUUUCUCAUUUAUUUCACAGAUAAUCUUUUAGAAUCAGGCAAAAAAUGCUUCUACAAAAGACAAUAGCUUUAUUGACAUUUGCUGUUUUCUCCCAUCUGGUCAAGGGGGACAAUGCUAACGUGCUAGAAGUCGUCCACGAAUGGAUUAAGAUAGAAUAUGACUGGCCGUCAGACCAGGUCAAGGACAACUACACAAGGCGAGGCUUGUACGCGCCAGAAAAAAGCCACCUGUCUGGUAUUGACAUCUACAACGGUGACAUCUACGUCACAGCUCUCCGAAUGACGCCGGAAGUUCCGUCAGGUCUGAACAAAAUCGUCGUGAAAAAUGGCCGCCCCUUGCUGCAGCCCUUCCCGAGUCUCGAGGCCAACGAGCUCGGCAACUGCGCCAGCAUUCAGUCCCCUUUCUCCACCAUGACGGACCCCAACACCGGCCUCAUGUACGUGGUGGACGUCGGUCGGACGUGGAGAGGCCCUCCCAACUCUUUCGCGCCGUGCCCGCCGAAGCUGAUGGUGUACGAUCUGAAAAACAACGCGACCCUGAUACGAAGUCAUCCCCUCCCGGAGAGUCUCGCCCCGAAAAGCACCAGCAUUCUGAACGACCUCGUCCUGGACUACGUCACGAGGCAGGGUCAAGAGGUCAAGUACGUUUACAUAACAGACAUCGGCGGCGCCAAAAUCAUCGCGUUCGACCUCCAGACCAACAGAUCAUGGGCGUUUCAACACCCGUCCAUGCAGACCGACGAAGACCAGGUCAUCGACUUCAACGGCGUCAACAACACGGAGUUGGGCUACCCGGUGGAUGGCAUCGCCAUGGAUUCGGACUUUCAGUACGUCUAUUACUGUGCCAUAGGCAGCCGAAAGUUGUACCAGAUUCCCACGUCCGUCCUGAGAGAUCCCAGCGGGGAUUUCGCGGGAAACGUGCGGCUCCUGGGGAAGAAGGUCUCGAACUCGGAUGGCCUGGCAUCAGGACAGGACAACAUCUACUACGGAGCACUGACGCUGAAUGCUGCAUACAGGUCAGUUGACGUCUGACAGUGACGCCGUGGUUAAUUUUAAAGUAAUUUUUUACAGUCGUUUUCAAAGUUUUUAAAAAUCUUACGAAACAAUAUAACUUUUUUUUUUUUAAGCUACGCGACACAAGGUCCAAAUUCUUUUUGAGACCAUGCCAUUUUGAUGAGAGAUUACAUCCAAGUAAUCUAUGUUCAACUGAUUUUUAGCUAAGAGUACAAAAAAAUACGUGUGAUGACUUUGAUAAUUUGUAUCAAUAAGUCAAUCUCAAUAUCUACAAAUAGACUUGUGUAUCUUGGCAGGGAAUCAUCGCGUCGCCACAAAUAGGUUUAAAACGUUGCCCUUUGUUUACAUUUGAAUACACCAAUUAUUUUGUUACAAAUACAGCUCAGCUUUGUGUGUAUAAAAAAAAAAACAACUUAACUAUUCCAUGGUUAAAAGAAAGCGUACAUCAUUAUGAUACAGAGACAGAGAAUCAUUUAAUUGUGCUCAUUCUUAUUGUUCGCAUACUUAUUGUUCUUAAUCGUAUUCCUCUCAUUCUUAUUUUUCUUAAUCUUAUUGUUCUCACAGUUAUGAUUCACGUUCUUAUUGUUCUCAAUCUUAUUGUUCCAAGGUGGGAGAAGGAGAAGGACAUCGCUGACCAGGGAGUACCUGAAGGUAGAGUGACGCUAGCCACACAGUCAGCGGUCGCUAAGGAUGACGUCAGACUCGUGUUUGUGGACAGUCUGAAGGUGGACACCGCCGGCUACCUGUGGUUCACGUCAAGCAGGGCUCAGAAAUUCUUCGACGGAACGAUGGACUUCACGGGGGCAAGCGGAAGCAACUACAGGAUAAAUCGGGUUUUUGUUGGUGACAAGAGUUACCUGUCCAUGGGCACUUCUGUCGUGGUUGGUUAAAAAAAAUAAUUUGCUUUUACAAAUAAUAGAAAAUAAAAAAUAAAAAAUCAUGUUUCAGUAAAAAAAUAUGUAUAUACUUCAUCAAUAAACCAAAUGAUCACAUCAGUA